AUGGAUGAUCCAGAUACACAUGAGAAAGUUUAUCAAUUAUCUAGAUAUUCACCUGAAACUCAACUGAAAAUGAAAAUAGCUCUGUUUAUUCGACAUGCGAAUAUGAAUAAAACAAAUAGAAAUGCUUUACUUAAUCUUAUUCGAGGAAUAUCCGCUAUAGAAAUUCCAAAUAAUUGUGAUAAAUUUUGGAAUGAUUUAAAUGUGAAAUUUUCAUAUAAAACAAUAAUCUAUUGUUCAUCAUGUUUUAAAAAAUUACAACAUAUCAAACAAAGAUGUUCCAAUCAUGAAUGUCAAAAUCAAAUGCACAAAAUUAAUUCAGAAUUAAUAUUAUUUGAUGUUGCCGAUAAAAUCCGUUCAAUUAAUAUUAAAAACUAUCAUCUUAUAAAAUGGUAUCAAGAAAAUCUUGAAAAUGGUCCGCCAUGUGACAUUUUAUUUGGGAAUUUUUAUCGAACUAAAUCCUCGAAAAAUCGUUUACGUUCAAUGUUAUCAACAGAUGAUAAACCAUUAACUAUAUCAACUAAUUCCUCUACUUGGCUUGUAGUGGCUGCUCUGGCAGAGAUACCUCAUCCUGUGAAUCCUGAUCGUUUAUUAUCAUGUAUUGUUCAUAAUCUUAUGGUUUUACAAAAUGGUGGUUUAUUAAUUGACAUUGGUGGUGAAGGUUUGACACGAUUCGAAGUUGAUGUUUUGAUUAUUGGUGAUGAUCUUCCUGCACACGCAAAAUUAUUCUUACUAAAUCAAUGGAAAACAAUUUUUCCUAAACCAGUACAUAUGCAAAUGAAUCGGUUUUUACUUAGCAUCAAAUAUCCUCACACCAUAAAACGACAUCCUGUUGAUAUAGAAUCUACUGGCAAAUGGAAAGCAACACAACUACAUGUUUUCCUCUUAUGUAUUGCUUUAUCUUUUGCUGUUCAUUAUUAUAUACCACAACCACAUCGUCGUCAACCACCUGCACAAACAUUUACACAGCCCUCAACACCAACACCUGCAGCUGUUCUUAAAAAAAAUAAUGUAGAAGAAUUACGAACUCAACAAAAUUCAAUGAUGAAAGUAUUAGAUAAAAUAUAUGAAGCACAAUUAACAAUAUUAAGUCAUCAAAAGUUUUAUAAUGGAAUUAAUUUACUUGAUUCAGAACCUGCUAUUGAACUAACUGCCCUUCUCUGCUCGUCAAUUCGUAAGCUUUAUACUAAUGAAGAAAUAGCAACGCAUACUCAAAAUGAUCUCGUCGAAUUUGAUGAUGAAGUAGUUCCAAAUCAUGACAACAAUAAACGUAAUAAAUCAUGCGUGCAUAAUAUCGCAGAACCAGGUGUAACAUCAUUACCAGUUCAGCAUCGUCAUCUGAUCGAUAUUUUACUUGAUCGACCAACCGUUGAUGGAAAAUAUAGAGCUGCUGUUCCUUCUCAACUAGUAUCAUUACAAAUUGAUCCAUCUGAUCUUGAUUAUUUUUAUUAUUUACUUGUUGAUUCUAAAUUAGAAGCAACGGUUAAUUCUUCAGAAACACCACCUAGACUAAAUUCGGAUACAAUGGAAGAAAUGAAUGGUAUUUGGGAAUAUAUAUGUGUGGUUCUUCUUAGUCCAAAACAAAAUGCGUCAUUUUUGGUAUCUAUUUCGUGUUUAUGCUGUGCAGCUGAUAACAUUAACAAGGAUCCAAAAAAAGAUAAUUUUAUUGUGAGAAAUGUUCAAGUUAAUGCACAAGGUGAAUGUCGCUAUUCAACGGCAUUAGAUCAGAUUCUUAAUGAAGUAGAUCUUGAAGAAGAUGAAAUUGAAAAUAGUGUCAGUGAACAAAAUGCUACAGAUGAAACGUCGGAAAAGUUAGCAUCAUAUUCGACGUUUCUUGGCCGCAUACGCUAUAUUGGUCGGGUUAUUUCUUAA
Molecule: messenger RNA, 1869 nt
Organism: Rotaria sordida
Lineage: Eukaryota; Metazoa; Rotifera; Eurotatoria; Philodinida; Philodinidae
Source: the annotation of a GenBank genome assembly